Messenger RNA from Spinacia oleracea (spinach), 1941 nucleotides. Its product is annotated as beta-amylase 3, chloroplastic. The transcript is spliced from 4 exons. Gene Ontology annotation, biological process: polysaccharide catabolic process. Lineage: Eukaryota; Viridiplantae; Streptophyta; Magnoliopsida; Caryophyllales; Amaranthaceae. The record is from RefSeq and is a predicted model, not a curated record. The coding region runs from base 142 to 1779 and encodes 545 amino acids. Gene Ontology annotation, molecular function: beta-amylase activity.
UCACCUUCCCUCAAAAAAAUAUAAAAAAAUAUAAAAAAUAAAAGAAGGGAGGGAGGCUUCACCUUAUAAAUACUGCACACCAAUCAUCAUUUUCCCUCAUCUUUCUUCAUCUUCUUUACUCAUAUUCAUCACCAACAAAAAAUGGCUUUAACCUUACGUUCUGCAAAUUGUUUCCUCACAGGUCUUAAAAGCCUAAAAACUUCUGAAGAUUUCACAAAUGUAAUAUGUAUUACACGAAUCAACCCGUCAUAUCGUGUUCGUGCAAUCAGUUCCUUACAGGCAGAACACUACGCACCUGAGAAGAUGUCAAGCUUAGGGUUAGAAAAAAGCAAUGAGAAAUGGGAGAAACUCCAUGAAUUGACAGGUCAUCCUCAAUCGAAUAAUAGGAAGGUGCCGGUGUUCGUGAUGCUUCCUUUAGACACGGUAUCUGUUAAUGGAAGCUUAAACAAGGCACGGGCAAUGAAUGCCAGUCUAAUGGCACUAAAAACUGCAGGUGUUGAAGGAGUAAUGGUGGAUGCAUGGUGGGGUUUAGUCGAGAAAGACGGGCCUCAAAAGUAUAACUGGGAUGGCUAUAUUGAGCUAGUGAAGAUGGUACAAAAGCAUGGUUUAAAGCUUCAAGUAGUUAUGUCUUUCCACCAAUGUGGAGGAAAUGUGGGAGACUCGUGCAGUAUUCCUUUACCACAAUGGGUAUUAGAAGAAAUCAGCAACAACCCUGAUCUUGUCUACACAGACAGAUCGGGCAGGAGAAAUCCAGAGUAUAUUUCCUUAGGCUGUGAUUCGCUGCCAGUGCUCAAGGGAAGAACACCCAUUCAGGUCUACUCUGAUUACAUGAGGAGCUUCCGCGAGAAAUUCAAAGAUUAUUUGGGCAAAGAUAUUGUGGAAAUUCAAGUAGGAAUGGGACCAUGUGGGGAGCUAAGAUAUCCAUCUUACCCAGAAAGCAAUGGCACCUGGAGAUUUCCAGGGAUUGGAGAAUUUCAGUGCUAUGACAAGUAUAUGAAAGCAUCAUUACAAGCAGCAGCUGAGGCAUUUGGAGAGCAAGAAUGGGGAAAAAGUGGCCCACAUGAUUCAGGCCAUUACCAACAGUAUCCAGAAGACACGGGAUUCUUCCGCAGAGACGGAACAUGGAGUACAGCAUAUGGACAGUUCUUCCUAGAGUGGUACAGCGCUAAACUAAUUGAGCAUGGCGAGAACAUUCUUGCAGCUGCUCAUGGAGUGUUCAAGGAUACUGGGGUCAAACUGUCCGGGAAAGUAGCAGGAAUUCAUUGGCAUUACAAAACCAGAUCUCAUGCAGCUGAAUUAACAGCAGGAUAUUACAAUACAAGAGAUCGAAACGGCUACCUACCAAUAGCUAGAAUGUUCGCUAAACAUGACGUCGUUCUAAACUUUACAUGCAUGGAAAUGAAGGAUGGGGAGCAACCAGAUCAUGCAAACUGCUCUCCUGAAGGUCUAGUGAAGCAAGUAAAAUCUGCAACCCAAAAAGCUGGAAUAGAACUUGCUGGAGAAAACGCUUUGGAGAGAUAUGAUGCAAGUGCGUUUGGACAGGUUUUAGCAACCAGCAAGUCACACUCAGGAAGUGAAUUGAGUGCUUUUACAUAUUUAAGGAUGAAUAAAAGGUUGUUUGAAGAAGAUAAUUGGAGGCAUUUGGUAGAGUUUGUAAAGAGCAUGUCUGAAGAUGGUCAAAACCAAAGACUCUCAUCGAGUGACUCAAGCAGGACGGACCUAUAUGUAGGAUUCUUAAAAGAGAAGAGCAUUCAGAAGAAUGAGCACGUUCUUGUAUAAAAUGUAAGCACUGCUGUGUAUUUGGUACAAACUAGCACACUCUUAUACUAUGAAAGGGUAAAUACAAAAUCAAAUAGUAUAGAGCAUGAGUUAACAAUGUAUACAUGCCUAUUUUAAGGCAGCCUCGAGAUAAAUAAGUGUUAAGACACAUUCCUUAAUCAA